Phalacrocorax carbo (great cormorant) is the source of this 1098-nucleotide messenger RNA. NCBI's taxonomy places the organism in Eukaryota, Metazoa, Chordata, Aves, Suliformes, Phalacrocoracidae. The record is from RefSeq and is a predicted model, not a curated record.
AUGCUCCUUGGAAGCUGUCUGUCCCUGAGCCACAAAGCUGUGAGAAUUAAAGCAAUGUGUCAGUCACUAAGUGCCCUCUGUCUCUUAUAUGACCCCAGAGAAACAGAAAGGAGAGAUGUGUUUGAUUUGGAGUAUUUCAUCAUGACUGAGAAGCUCAUAACGCUCUUUCCCCCAAGCAACGCAAGUCACACUCAUGGGACUAAUCAGAGUGGGACUGUGGGAAAGAUAGAGCCAUCGUAUGGCGUCCUCAAGUUCAUGGAGAGCUUCUGCCUCAUCAGCGCUGCCUGUGGCAUGGUGGGAAACGGCAUGGUCCUAUGGUACCUUGGCUUCCGCAUCCAGAGAAACCACUUCACCGUCUACAUCCUGAACCUGGCCGCUGCCGACUUUGGCUAUCUCCUCUGCAUCGCCAUUGAGACGAUUCAGUACCUGAUGCAGUUCAACGUGGGCGUGCAGUUUGGGAUAUUCCUCUUCCUGGACCUUUUCAUGUAUGGGACCGGCUUGUACCUCCUGACAGCCAUCAGCAUUGAGAGGUGCCUGUCCGUCCUGUGUCCAGUCUGGUGCCGAAGCCACCGCCCAAAGCUCCUGUCCGGCACCAUCUCCGGCCUGCUCUGGGGUCUCUCCCUGCUGCUGAACUCGCUCGGGUACUUGUUAUGUACCAUCCGUCCCUCUGCCAGGAACUGCCAGGCCCUGCUCAUCACCAUUGGAGCCUUGGACUUCAUCUUCUGCACGCCCCUCAUGCUGCUCUUCAGCCUAACCCUCUUCCUGAGAGUCAAGUGCGGCUCCCAACACCUCCGAACAGGCAGGCUCUUCACCGUCAUCAUGCUCACCGUCCUCUUCUUCCUCAUUUUCGCUGUGCCUCUCAGCAUCCUGAUCCUCCUUGACUUCUUGGGCUACAAGUUUCUCUACUCCCCGGAGAUCGGCUUUGUGCUGUCCUGUGUGAACAGCAGUCUCAACCCUGUCAUUUACUUCCUUGUGGGCAGCUACAGGGAUCAGAGAAUCAAGUUCACCCUCAGGCUGGCAUUCCAGAGGGCCUUUGAAGAUUCAGCAGAUGACAAAAAUGAAGGUGAAACCCACAACACAAUAACUAUGUCCUCUUAA